UAUAUAUUUAUAUACAAAUACAAAUAUAUCGUGUUAUACACAUCCAGCUGACAUUUGACCACAUUUGACAAUCGAUAGUAAUAAUCAGAAAUAGAGUUUCACCGAGAUAGCAAUAGCGGGUAAUGUUUAAUUAAUUAAACAAGUCUUCCUUUAGUUAAAAAUAAAAUCCAUAUUUAUUACGCUGCACAUCAGUUUUUUAUUGUCUGAAAUGUCAGUUAUGCUGAGAAACGUCGUAAAGAGAGCUGCUGAUAAUCACACCCACUAUUACGUGUGUAUAUUUUACGUCUAGGUUAUAUUUUGAAAGUUUAUACAUAAAAAUAUGCCGUUAUUUUCUUGAAUUUAUUCAUUUUGUGAUAUUUGCAAUAAUCAAUAACUAUUUAAUUGUACAAAUACUCUAAUGCAAAUAUUAAAAAUCAGAUAAAUAAACAAAGAAAUGGAUAUAAUAGAUAUUGAAAGUAUUGAAUCAAAUACACGACCAAUAAAAAAUUCAACUGUCAGAUGCAAUUGCGUGAGUUCAAAUUCAGUAUGUUAUAUUGUCGUGACAAUUGCCACAUUAGCUUUCUUGGGAGCUAUUGUGUUUAUAUGCAAAGACUAUAUUAAAGUAUUAUUGUAUUGGAUAGAACAUAAAGAUAUAUGGAUAAUAAGUAUUAUUGUAAUAUCACUAUUUACAGUAGUGUCAUUUCCUAUAGUGAUUGGUUACUUAUUUUUAAUAAUCGCAAGUGGUUAUUUAUUUGGUAUUGUCCGUGGUAUUGCACUGGUUGUACUCGGCGCUAAUUUAGGUAUUGCAAUUGCACAUACGACACUCAGUGCAUUGUCAACAAAGUUACCGAUUGGUGCAUUAUUAAGAAGUGAAACUGCGCGAGCAAUAUUAAGAGUUAUAUCUGGUCCUCAAGCAUUUAGAGUUGUACUCUUUGCCAGACUAACUCCAAUUCCAUUUGGUCUACAGAAUACUAUUUUUGCUGUAAGCAAUAUUAGUGGUUUAAGGUAUCACAUUGCAAGUGCAAUUGGCCUACUACCAGCUCAAUUGAUAAAUGUUUACCUAGGAAGCAGUUUACGAUCCAUGCAAGAUGUUUUGGAAGAUAAAUCAACUGCUGCGACGGGUUAUAUUGUAUUUUGUUUUCAAAUAAUAAUUGGAGUAUCAUUAAUGGUCUACGUAGUACAGAAAGCACGAAGAGAACUUCACCUGGCACUUCUCGAAGCUGAUCUAGCAGCAAUGACUGACAGUUCACAUUAUUUGCAUGACACAUUACCUGACUCAAAAGGAUCUCUUACAUCAUUGAUGGCAUGAAAGAUUUAAUAUUAUUAUUAAACAAGUACGUGAUAAUUAAUAAGGAUUGCAAAGUAAUAUUACAUGAAAUUCUGAUGAUAAGAUAAGACUUUGUACUCAAUGGAUUUAAAUCGCGACCUAUUUUUUUCUAAAAAAAAAUAUUUUGAAUAAUCUCAAGAUUCUUUACUUAUUAACAUGCAAUUAUAAGCGUGCCAAAAUUUAUUAACUUUUAUUUAUAAAAUUAUUUUGUUUCUUUUUUAUAAAAAUCUUACUCGACUUAAAAAUCUUCCAUUAUACAGUUGUUAAUUUUUUCUAAUAUAUUUUUGUUUAUCUAAUUCGUAUUACCGGCAUUUAAAACUUUGUCAUAACUCAGCAUAUAAUUAUUAAUGAGAUAUUAUUUUUUAUUAACUAUUACUUAGGUUAGUAUUUUAUUAUCAUUAGAAGUCAAAUAAUAACAAAAAUAAUUAAACCUGCACCACUCUAACUAAUAGUGAUUAAAAGCGUGUCAUUAAACAAACUGUGUUAUUAAAACUCAAUAAAAUAUUCAAAUAUUUUUAAUAAU
Cotesia glomerata is the source of this 1829-nucleotide messenger RNA. RefSeq names its product transmembrane protein 64. Lineage: Eukaryota; Metazoa; Arthropoda; Insecta; Hymenoptera; Braconidae. The record is from RefSeq and is a predicted model, not a curated record. Bases 434 to 1288 code for a protein of 284 amino acids. The transcript has 4 exons.